UGUGGGACCCCUGAUGUACAGGAAGGCAGGACUUCAGUGAGGAACAUUUCCCUCACUCAGGACAGGAAAGUGUCUUAUUCCUCGUGUGAGAUCUCAGAUGUGUGGAAAGAUGGGACUUCACUAAAAAACAUUUCCCGCACUCAGAACAGGCUUCUCCCCCGUGACAGGCAAAAGGCUUCUCCCCUGUGUGAGAUCUCUGAUGUUUGGGCAGAUUGGACUUCUGUGAAAAACAUUUCCUGCACACAGCACAGGAAUACGGCUUCUCCCCUGUGUGAGAUCUCUGAUGACUGGAAAGAUGGUAUUUCUCUGAAAAACAUUUCCCGCACUCAGGACAGGAGUAUGGCUUUUCCCCUGUGUGAGAUCUCUGAUGUUUGUGCAGACUAGACUUCUGUGAAAAACAUUUCCCGCAUGCAGCACAGGAAUAUGGCUUCUCCCCCGUGUGAGAUCUCUGAUGUUUCUGCAGACUUGAACGUCUGUGAAAAACUUUUUCCGCACUCCGGACAAAAAUAUGGCUUCUCUCCCCAGUGUGAGAUCUUAGAUGUCUGACAACUUUUGAUUUUUCUACAAAACAUUUCCCGCACUCAGAAACAAGAGUACGGCUUCUCCCCCGUGUGAGAUCUUUCAUGCACAUUAAGUUUGUAUUUAGAAUGGAAACCCUUCCCGCACUCAGUACAGGAGAACCUCUUCCC
This is a messenger RNA of Staurois parvus, 689 nucleotides long. Lineage: Eukaryota; Metazoa; Chordata; Amphibia; Anura; Ranidae. The record is from the annotation of a GenBank genome assembly.